AUGUGCCACACGCUCGAGGCGGCCUACAAAUGCCAGGGAGUGUCCUUGUUACCCCUGCCGCAGUCCAGUCAGUCAGGGAAAAUCGGCGAGGGUGCGCCGGAAAUCAUGCAAAAACGUGCCGAACACGAGCCGUUGAGGCAGGAAAAUGAAGGAAAACUUUCCAAGUUACUGGCAUUUCCCGAAGACCAUCAAUACAAGGUGAUGUACGUCAAGCCGACUUUUUUCUUUCGCUUACUAGUGCUAUCUUUAAUAAUGGAAGAGAUCACUUCGCGAGUGGAGUUCACUAACCUCAAGUGUAUGCCUGUGGAUAAGGACAUUGCCGAAUUUGAUUAUUGCACUCUAAAGGCCAUAAAUCGUACCUACAAAUACGUUUCGGGAAAGCUUAAGCUGUAUAAAAUUCCAAUUACGAAAGUCAAGGUUAAUUUUGGACUGUUCAAGCGGUUUAAUGGUUACAAACCUUUCCUAUACAAUCAAACCAUAGAUGCUUGUUAUUUCUUAAACCACCAAAAGUCCAAUCCUGUCGCUAAGUAUUUUUACGACAUUAUUAGGGGGAUUACGAACGUAAAUCAUUCCUGUCCUUAUAAUCACGAUAUUGUUGUGGAUAGACUUUCCACCGAGAUAGUUAACCAUCAUCUUACGAAAGUGCUUGCCUACCCGGAUGGAGAUUACAUGUUGGAGUCACGAUGGAUACUCAAUGACAUACCAUCCGCAGUUAUCCAAGUCUAUGUGUCUCUUUCCUAA
This is a messenger RNA of Drosophila subpulchrella, 741 nucleotides long. RefSeq lists its product as uncharacterized. The record is from RefSeq and is a predicted model, not a curated record. The transcript is spliced from 5 exons. The coding region runs from base 1 to 741 and encodes 246 amino acids. NCBI's taxonomy places the organism in Eukaryota, Metazoa, Arthropoda, Insecta, Diptera, Drosophilidae.